Molecule: messenger RNA, 2959 nt
Organism: Ricinus communis (castor bean)
Lineage: Eukaryota; Viridiplantae; Streptophyta; Magnoliopsida; Malpighiales; Euphorbiaceae
Product: SET and MYND domain-containing protein 4
Exons: 15
Coding region: 100-2445 (781 amino acids)
Molecular function (GO): protein binding
Source: RefSeq, a predicted model, not a curated record
CCAGAUUACUCCUCCAGUCCCACCGUGUGUUCUUUGGCAGUGGCAAUUGUCAGUGUUUCUUUCAUUUAUUUGUUUCCAUAAGGUUUUGAUCAAACAAAAAUGGAGAGGCUCAAGUCUGUCAUACCUGACAGUAUUAAACAGAUAAUUGCAGAUAGCAAUCCUGAUGUACUUCCAUCAACAUCUUCUUCACUUCUUCACUUCCUCAUGAACUUGUCACAGUUUCACCAGAUGAUUAGAGAUUUGGUAGACCCAGAGGCUGCUCUUUGUGCUAAGAACAAGGAUGCAGCUAUGGAAUUGAAGCUAAAGGCCAACAAAUGCUAUAAGAGUGGCGACCAUGCGACGGCUUUGGCUUGCUAUUCCCAGGCAUUGCGCAUUGCUCCGGUAGAUGCUUUUGAAAUGGAUAAAAAUCUGGUUGCAACAUUAUAUCUGAACCGGGCUUCUCUAUUCCAUAAAAUAGGGCUUCUACUGGAGUGUGUAAGAGAUUGCAAUCGUGCACUGCAAAUUUCUCCAACCUAUGCAAAGGCGUGGUACAGGAGGGGCAAGGCAAAUGCUGGUUUAGGAAACUAUGAAUAUGCAGUUUGUGACUUAAAUGUUGCGAAAAAUGUGGAGUUGUCAUUUAGUGGAAAGAAACAAAUAGAAAAUGAACUGAAGAUAAUUGCAGGCCAAUGUGCAGGCUCAGCCAGUAGAUCAUUUAACCAUAUUGAUAAUAGCUUGGGGAGCUUCAAUCUUUCAUGCCAGAUGACACACUCAGAAUACAAGCUGUUACGUGUAACCACUCCAGACAAAGGAAGAGGCAUGGCCUCAGGAUGUGAUAUUCCUCAAGCUUCGUUGGUGCAUGUGGAAAAACCUUAUGCGCUGAUUGUUUUGAAGAAUUGCCGAGACACACACUGUCAUUACUGCUUGAAGGAACUACCAGCAGAUACAGUCCCCUGUCUAUCAUGUUCAGUUCCACUGUACUGCUCCCAGCUUUGCCAAGUACAUGCAGGAGGAAAAACAAUGAGCUAUUGCAAUACUAAAGAUGGAAUUGAUGAAAGUCUUCCUGACGAUGUCAAAGAGCAUAUUACAGAGGUCGCUCUACAUAGUCCUUCUGAUCCAGAUGCUGAGAGCUUUCCUGAACAUAAACAUGAAUGCCUAGGUGUGAACUGGCCUACAGUAUUGCCAACUGAUAUAGUUUUGGCUGGUCGAUUACUAGCAAAAUCUAUAUCUGAAAUAGGUUCUAUGGAGGGAACACUGGAUCUUUCUCACAGUUAUUCACAAAUUAAUCCAGAAGGCAAAUUGGAAUUGCAUAUAUUUGCUAUUGUACUGUUAUGCUGUCUUCAACAUUCUUUUGGCUUUGAACUUCCAAUAAAUGGAGUCUCGUUAUCACAGGCCAUCAUACUUGUAUCUCAAGUCAGAGUGAAUGCCAUGGCUGUUGUCCGAAUGAAAUCUGUCGAUGCUCAUUGCCCAUCAGACCAUUUAGUGAAGUUAUCCCAUAGUGGAGAUGCUUUAACAAGUAGUGUGGAGCAGGUCCCAGUGGGUCAAGCAAUUUAUACAGCUGGAAGUUUGUUCAACCAUUCUUGCCAGCCAAAUGUCCAUGCAUAUUUCCUUUCCCGUACACUCUUUAUUCGCACAACAGAACAUUUAGCUACAGGCUGUCCUCUGGAGCUGUCCUAUGGUCCUCAAGUUGGCCAAAGGGACUGUAAAGACCGCCUCAAAUUUCUACAAGACAAGUAUUCAUUUAGAUGUCACUGCAAUGGCUGUUCGAUAGUAAAUCUAUCUGACCUGGUCCAGAAUGCUUUUCGAUGUAUCGAUCUUAAUUGUGUUGGGGUAGUCUUGGACAGGUCCGUGAUUAAUUCUGAGAUAAAGAAACUCAAGAACUUUCCUAGAGCUCCAGAAAGACAGAGAUUAGACCUUUGUUUGCAGGUUGAUGAUUUAGCUCACCUUGCGCUUGAGCUAAGCAAUGGCCCUCUGCAUAUUCAGCCUGGAUGUUGUUUAAAUUGUGGUUCUUAUUGUGAUCUGGAAGCUGUGCAUGAAGGUAUGAGGACAGCUUGGAUUUAUUUCAAAAGGUUGCAGGAUGCAAUAGUUGUAAAAAAAAUUUCAACUACUGUUAUUACAGAUGCUUCAAGAGCUCUUGGUGCUUUAAGGUCAAUAUUGCAUGCAUACAACAAGCACAUUGCAGAGGCUGAAGACAUUCUUGCACAAGCAUUUUGUCUAGUAGAAGACUUUCAAUCUGCAAGGGACCAUUGUAGAGCAUCAAUCAAGAUACUUGAAAUGCUUUAUGGCCCAGAUCAUAUUGUCAUUGGAUAUGAAUUGAUCAAGCUUUCAACCAUUCAGCUAUCAAUGGGAGACCUUUCUGCUGUGGACAGCAUAAAUCGGCUAGGUGCAAUAUUUGAGCGGUAUUUUGGAUCACACGCAGACUUCAUCUUCCCAUAUCUGCAAACGCUAAGAGAGAAGCUUGCAAAUUAGUUGGGGGAAAGGCUAACUAUGGGGAGCAAGUUUUGGCCUUACUAUAAAUAAUUCAAUGCCUCAGUCUCUUCGUGAUUGUCAACAGUAUUUUAUUUGUUGAUGCAUAUUUGUUACCAUUUUAGGCGAGUUCUGUUGAGGCUGCUGUCCCUGGAACAGAAGAUAUGUAAUUAUCAGAAAACCUUUUUCAUGCUUUCACGCAUGGUGGCUUUGCCGAGGGGAACAGCCCCGAUUUGUCAUGCUUUUACAUGUGGAGGCUUUGCCGAGGGGAACGGUCCCGAUUCCUCAUGUAUUCUUAUGUAAUUUUUUCAAUAUGUGGAAAAUUCCAGUAGCUUAUGAGUUAUUAGUAUGGUAAUUAGGUCAUUUUAGCCUAAAAUUCUGUUAUAUACGUGGUUCAUCAUCACUAGUUGUUUUAUGAUUUUGAGUUGCCAUUUACAAAUGUUUGUGUAUAAAUAUCAUUGAACUUGUGUAUUGGCAUGCUAAAGAUUAAUGAUCAUUUUAGCCUAAAAUUCUGUUA